AUGUUCGAAGGAGCCAUACAGGCGCGAGCCGACGCGGAUGGCUUCUCGUCCUUAUUGCAAGAUAUCCCGCUUCAAGCUUUGCAGUCUGAGCUUGCGCGCCGUAUAGAGUCCAGGGCGUCUGGGGGUGAAGAAGAUGGAUCGACAUGUGGUUCCGAGAAAGCUGGAUACUACAACACGUCAGCUCACGUUUUUGCAUUAUUCCUCAUCCUUGUUCUCAGCACAUUAGCAUGCUCAUUCCCAAUUCUAGCGCGUCGAUUUCCCGGAUUACCUAUCCCGCGACACUUCCUCUUCUUCUCCAGACAUUUCGGCACCGGGGUCCUCAUAGCCACGGCAUUCGUCCAUUUACUUCCUACCGCUUUCAAUUCGUUGUUGAACUCAUGCCUACCGUCUUUUUGGACCCAUGGGUUCCCGGCAAUGGCCGGGUUUAUAGCUAUGUUGUCGGUGUUUUUGGUUGUCACAGUUGAGAUGUUCUUUGCCAGUCAGGGCGCGGCGCAUGUUCAUAGUAAAGAUUAUGAUGAACUCAUUGGAGGAAUUUCUUCGAGGGAUAAUAGGAAGGAGCCGAAACAUAGAGGGCGCGAGGAUUAUAUCCAUCUGUCGAAUCAGGAUCAAGCGGCGACAGAAAGUCUCAUUCAAUCCCCGACAUCUACAGGCCAGAGCGCCUCCGCAAGUAACGACGAUGAGCUUGAUAUGGAAGAACUGGGCUCCUAUGCAGAUGACGAACCAACCCCCAACCAACGACGCACCAAACACGUCCGUCAAGGAAGCGAGCCCGUCGCACAACUCCAAAACCCUCAAAGGCAGCUCCUCCAGUGCCUCCUGCUCGAAGCCGGCAUUCUCUUCCACAGCAUCUUCAUCGGCAUGGCCCUCAGCGUGGCCACGGGCACAUCUUUCAUUGUAUUGCUCGUGGCAAUAUCCUUCCACCAAACAUUCGAAGGCUUCGCACUUGGAUCGCGAAUCGCUUCUCUGAUUCCAAGCCUCUUCCCACCAUCGUCCUUUAAACCAUGGCUGAUGGCCUGCGCAUACGGCACGACAACACCAAUCGGUCAAGCCAUUGGCCUUGUUCUGCACAAUAUGUACGACCCAGCCAGCGCCACGGGACUCAUAAUGGUCGGAUUCACCAAUGCCAUUAGCAGCGGUCUGCUCCUCUUCGCGGGACUGGUGGAGUUGCUUGCAGAGGACUUUUUGAGUGAGGAGAGCUAUGAGACGCUCAAUGGGUGGCGGAGAGUGGAAGCUUGUCUUGCUGUCUUGGGCGGGGCUAUGCUCAUGUCGAUUGUUGGUGCUUUUGCUUAG
Talaromyces amestolkiae is the source of this 1290-nucleotide messenger RNA. RefSeq lists its product as uncharacterized. The coding region runs from base 1 to 1290 and encodes 429 amino acids. Lineage: Eukaryota; Fungi; Ascomycota; Eurotiomycetes; Eurotiales; Trichocomaceae. The transcript has 4 exons. Gene Ontology annotation, molecular function: zinc ion transmembrane transporter activity. Gene Ontology annotation, biological process: zinc ion transmembrane transport. Gene Ontology annotation, cellular component: plasma membrane. The record is from RefSeq and is a predicted model, not a curated record.